GUUCAGGAGGUGUAGUUGAACAAGAUGGAUUCGAGAAUUGUGUGUUUGUGUCUCUUGGUGUUAUUUGUGGAUAAGUCGAGGACCCAGCCUGUAAACAACACCACUACAGGAGAAGAGUGCAUCUCAAAUGAUGAGUGCAUUUCAGGGAAGAUAUGCAUAGCUAAAAAAUGCACAGAUCCCUGUGAUGGUGUGUGUGGACUGAACACAAUUUGUGUGGUACAAGAAGGAGAUCCUUUGUGUUCCUGUAAAACUGGCUACGAUGGAGACCCGUUUACGGAAUGUAAGCCAGAAAAUGCAGAAUGCACGGACGACUCCAUGUGUACAACAGACAAGACCUGUAUUGGCCACAAGUGUGUAGACCCUUGUAUGGACCAUUGUGGGCUCAAUACCGUGUGUAGAGUGGUCAACCAUCGACCAGUGUGUGCCUGCCUCAAAGGAUUCCUCCACACUCUAGACAAAGGCUGCCUUCCUGAGAGUUCAACUGACAAUAAGGAAAACAAACAAAAAACAAUUAAAGGGAAUAAAAUCUUCAUACUUGUCAAUGAAAAGAAAGCAUGGUAUCGCGCCUAUGUACACUGCCGUGAUCAUGGAAUGAAUCUGGCGGCAAUCGAAAAUGAUGACGAAUGGAACAAUUUUGCUUCAACCAUCCGUAAUAAAGUUUUGGACGUUAGCGCAUGGAUUGGUGGUAAUGCCGAGCGCCGUUAUCCAGAUUUCCGAUGGAUAUCCACUGGACAACCACUUUCAUAUACACAUUGGAGGGCUGGUGAGCCUAGUGGGUUUUUCCACUGCUUGGCAGCUUCCCGUGAGGGAUUUGCUAACUACGAUUGUUACCAGUUUCGUAGUUUUGUAUGUGAACUUAGUAAAAUCGAAGGCUGAAAAGUGAAUCCCUAAAUCUAGAUCAUAGGCACGCAAUUUAAUCGAUGAUUAUCCUGUAAAGUAAAUAUUCCAAGUUGUAUUUAUUUGUAUAUUUUCUCUUAGUUAUUCUUUCUUUUUCUUACCUAUACAGCCAUAGCAAUUUUUUGUCCCUGAUUCCCAAUCAAAUAAAGAGAAAUGUCAAAGAAAGUUAUUCAUCUUUACUCUUUCUCCCCUACACGUAGCAUAUACUUACUAAGUUGAACUUUCUAUGUUGAGAAAGUUACUUAUCAUCAACACUUUUUGUUUGAGUUUUUGAUGGUUGUGACCGUUUUGGUAACCCUUGAUCGGCAAAACUUUCCCUCCCUGCCACAGCAAACCUGCAGGUUUUGGUUGGAUUUAUCA
Macrosteles quadrilineatus (aster leafhopper) is the source of this 1257-nucleotide messenger RNA. Its product is annotated as versican core protein-like. The record is from RefSeq and is a predicted model, not a curated record. The transcript is spliced from 6 exons. NCBI's taxonomy places the organism in Eukaryota, Metazoa, Arthropoda, Insecta, Hemiptera, Cicadellidae. The coding region runs from base 25 to 876 and encodes 283 amino acids.